UUUUCAUUUUUAAUUUCGUUCGUUUCGAGUCUGAAGCACUUUUGAGAAAUUAAAGAGCAACGAAGCCCGGUGUUAGCACCGCUGGAAUUGGCACUUACACGUCAGUAUACACGGGCAUUUUUCCUCUGCCAGACUAGCACAGCCUACAGGGCUUUCAUUUUUCUUCUUCUUUCCCGCGCCUUCGCCUUCGCCUUCAGCUGCAGGUUGUCUUGGUAGGGAUCUUGUUUACAAAGCGAUUUCCUUGAACGAAACAUGGAACAAGCUAGUUUGGAGCAACGCCUCUGUAACCGGAUGCGUUUAUGGGAAUUUGCAGACCAAUACAUAAUUGAACCUACAGAUGGUGGGAAUUGUGGUCUUUUAUCCAUUAGUCGCAUGGAUGGAGCAUUGCAAUCGAUAGGAGAGAUGCCUGUCAAUCAUUCAAGUCAGCGUCUUCGGACACAGACUAUUUUUGGCCUGGCUGGAAUCGUUAAACUUUUUGCAGGGGCAUAUGCUCUGGCCAUUACUGCUCGUGAAUGUGUUGGAUCUUAUAGGGGCCAUCCCAUUUUUAGGGUUCUAGAUAUGCGAUUCCUGCCUUGCAAUUCUGCUUUGCAAAAGUCAACACCGCAGGAGAAAAAAGCUGAGGACGAGUUUACCAAGCUGUUGAGGACUGCAGAGAAAACACCUGGCUUGUACUUUUCAUAUGAUGUAGAUUUAACUCUAAAUGCACAAAGGUCUGACAGCUUGAAAAUUGAGUCCAAGAUGCUGCCACUUUGGAAGCAGGCAGAUACUAGAUUUCUUUGGAACAAGCGCAUGAUGCAGGAGCUUAUUCAGUGCAAGCUUUGUCCAUAUAUUCUCCCGAUAAUUCAAGGAAGCUUUCAGACCUUUCAGACAGUUCUUGGAAAAACAAAUUUAAAUGUGAGCUUGAUAGCACGAAGAUGCAUGCACCGAACAGGUACUCGUAUGUGGCGGAGAGGGGCUGAUUCAGAUGGAAAUGUUGCAAACUUUGUUGAAAGUGAACAAAUUUUGGAGGCAAAUGGAUAUUUAGCAUCAUAUGUGCAAGUACGAGGGUCCAUCCCUUUAUUGUGGGAGCAGAUUGUAGACCUGACAUAUAAACCUAGCUUUAAACUCAUAAAUCCUGAUGAUACAGCUUUAGCAGCGGAGCGUCACUUUUCUGAUUUGAAGAAAAGAUAUGGGUCAGUUAUAGCUAUAGAUUUAAUUAAUCAGAGGGGAGGUGAAGGCCUAUUGAGCCAAGCAUAUGCCAAUGCAAUGCAAAAUCUUGUCAAUGAUGAGAUAAAAUACGUGCAAUUUGAUUUUCACCGGACCUGUGGACAUGUACAUUUUGAGUGUCUGUCCCUUCUAUAUGAACAAAUUCUGGAUGAUAUCAAGAAACAGAGAUACUUUCUUUUGAAUACAACAGGAGAAAAAGUUGAAGAACAAACAGGAGUUAUAAGAACCAACUGUAUCGAUUGUCUGGAUCGCACUAAUGUUACACAGAGUAUGCUGGGAAGGAAAUCUCUGGAAACCCAACUUCACCAGAUUGAAAUAUUGCAACAAAGUCAAAAUAUAAGCCAGCACACGAGUUUUGAUAAUCUUUUCAAAAUCUUGUGGGCAAACCAUGGAGAUGAAAUAAGCAUCCAGUAUUCUGGAACACCUGCACUGAAAGGUGAUUUUGUAAGGUAUGGGCAACGAUCAAUCCAAGGUAUACUUGAAGAUGGUCACCAUGCCCUUGCACGAUACUAUUAUAACAAUUUUUGCGAUGGUUUAAAACAGGAUGCAAUUGACCUUGUGCAAGGUCACUACAAUUUGAGUCGUGAGAUAAAAUCUCCUUUUCAAACUAGUGGACUUGAGGCUGUGGCUUCAUUUCCACUGGCUUCAGUUUUGGUACUUGCUGGCAUCAUGUUAUCGACUAUGUCACUACGGCAAGCAAAACAAGAUUCACGGCGAUUCUUUUUUUCUGCUUUUUGGGCAAGUCUUGCUUUGGGUAUCAUGACAUUUGUACGAAUCAAUGGCCGCCUGUUUUGUAAUAGGCCUCGCCUGCAGAAGCAGCUUUGAAAUUCAUCAUUUGUGGCAGUUCCCCAAGUAUAAUAGUUUAGCUGCAGCUUCUCAUCAAGUGGUUGUGAUUUCUUUGUAAAUUACAUUGCUUGCAUAGACUUCAGUUUUUAAAACAUGUCUUCUUAAUGAUUUUUCAAUGCUAUAAAUUGUCAUUACUGUUACGUUGUUUCUUUUUUUGUUGUUCCUGUCUCUUGUAGCCCUGCAAGAUGCCAUGAAGCAUUAAAUCCUUUUCCAUUUUUUCAGCGUUCUUUUUUUGAGGGAGAAAAAGCUUACAUGGUCUAAAGAAUAAUACUAUAAGUUAUAUUAAUUGAAUCAUUUUUCUGCGAUUCAAGUUAA
Cryptomeria japonica (Japanese cedar) is the source of this 2367-nucleotide messenger RNA. RefSeq names its product phosphoinositide phosphatase SAC7. Gene Ontology annotation, molecular function: phosphatidylinositol-4-phosphate phosphatase activity. Lineage: Eukaryota; Viridiplantae; Streptophyta; Pinopsida; Cupressales; Cupressaceae. The transcript has 21 exons. Bases 253 to 2031 code for a protein of 592 amino acids. Gene Ontology annotation, cellular component: endoplasmic reticulum. The record is from RefSeq and is a predicted model, not a curated record. Gene Ontology annotation, biological process: phosphatidylinositol dephosphorylation.